Messenger RNA from Parasteatoda tepidariorum (common house spider), 3313 nucleotides. RefSeq names its product Ada2a-containing complex component 2 (gene Atac2). NCBI's taxonomy places the organism in Eukaryota, Metazoa, Arthropoda, Arachnida, Araneae, Theridiidae. Gene Ontology annotation, molecular function: histone acetyltransferase activity. The record is from RefSeq and is a predicted model, not a curated record.
AAAAAACUGUUUUCAUUAUUUUGCACAAGAAAAGUAAGCUCAAGCGUAAAAAGUAAGGCAUAGCACAACAUUUCCUGGCAGAAAAAUGUUGUAGUUAACUAACUUCAACUUUCAACCACUCGUAUUUAUAUUGACAGCCCGAAUUUGUUGUAUUUUCCCAUUAAAAGCUUAUAGAGAUCUAAAAUGUAUUGUCAGAUUACGUAUAAGAAGUUUUAAACCGCCGUUUAUUUUUGACAAAGAUCGUAAAUAAUAUUCGUUUCUUAUAGAUUUGAUUGCGAUAACAUAAUGGAGUCUGGAGAAUCUGCACCAAAAGUAUUUUGUUACUGUAAAUCGGCUGCUGAAGAAUAUAUGAUAACAUGUACAUCUUGUCACGAACAAUUUCACCUUACAUGCCUAAAAUCUGGUCGGCCGUCAUCAUUGGCUGGUGAUAUUUAUUUUUUAUUAACGUGCGAGAGAUGCUCACCUGAUGGGCAGGAAUCUAUUAAGCGAAUGAAAAUGCAGUGGACAUUGGUCAUUAUGCUGGCAUUGUAUAACCUUCAAUUAGAAAGCAGUGGGAAAGAAGGUUAUUUUCGAUGGCGAGAGCAUAUUUGUAGAUAUAUAGAUAAACAUUGGUCAGUAAUAUUUGGUAACGAAAGGAAAAAGAGCGCCACUUGGCAUGGAACAGUAGCUGGAGCUUUAUCUACCGGGGGUAACAGAUUUUUCACGUCUGGAUUUGAAAAACUUCAUGAAACUGGAUGGUGGUCUCUUAAUAAGCUACAAAUGCCUCAGAUACAUGAACUUGAUUCUAUGGCUUUAAGCAUUAAAACGAGUAGAAAGCGGAGAUCUCCGGAACUCGAGCAACUACUCGUCGAGGGUACUCGUAGAAAGAAGCAAAAUGUUGUAGAAGCAGCCGUCGCUCUGAAGGAAAAGAAAUCGAUCGUUCCAGAAUCGAAACCUUCGAAGUCAAAAACUUCCGAUGUUAAAUGUAAGAAAAAAGAUCUCAGCAUUUUUCCUCCCAACCAUAAACUGAAACUAGUCGUUGCCCCACCUCCUUCCCUUCAACAAAGUGAGGAAAAAAUCAGCCAAAAUGUACCCAAGAUCGUCAUCAAAAGUGAAAAAUCAAGUCCGUCGUCUUCGGACUUCUGGGCAAAAGAAUCGGAUGCCGACCUCGACAUGCCACCCGUGUCGGACACGUACGUCGUUCCGAGCGCAUUCGACGUACCUGACUCUAUUCUCGACAGUACGAUAUCGGAGAUGGACGUAGCAAAUCUUCCUGCCGUGAAACAAGAAUGCGAAAGCGACGAAGACAGCAUCCCCGACAAGACCCUCGGUACUCCGAAAAAGGUUUUUCCGGACACGAGUCGAAAGCGUACCGUCGUGACCAAAGAGGAGAGUCCUGUCAAGGAGUCCGCAGUUACCGAGUCCAAGUACAAGCUGAUGAGUCCCUACGAAGAAGAGUCUCUGCUUCAAAAAUUGGACAAUUACCCCGUCGCACUGAGCAAAAAUACCGAAUUGAGACAAUUGUAUCGAAAACUGGCUGUGAGGAAACUGAAAAGGGAACGGAACAUUCCUGUCUUCGAUCUCGACGUCGAAAUGCGUCUGCUGAGAGGCAUGGACCCCCCGGAUUACGUGAAAUCCGAACCCCAAAAUAAAUCCGCUACCGUUUCGGUUUCCCGACCGACGACCGUUUUCGACCGUUAUCGGACGAAUCCUGACUAUCCGUCGAAUCGGACGCAAGUUUCGUUUGCGACGCGCCUGACGGGCAAAAGUACGGAAGACCAGGAAAAUAUUGUCAGCCCUUAUUCUGGCAGGAUUUUAAAGCCUUUCAUUCGUCGUGACUAUAAAACUAAACCGUUGAAGCUGAGGCUCCUGGAGGAAAUAAGAUCUCGUGCCGACAGAGGCACUCGCGCGGAAUACCCCAUCGAUUACUGUUAUGUCAGACCCGAGUUCAUUCCGGCCAUCAACGCACUGUGCCACACGUUCUUCUGGCCGGGGAUCGACAUGUCCGAGUGCCUCCAGUACCCCGACUUCAGCUGCGUGGCCGUUUAUCGUAAAGUGAUUAUCGGUUUUGCUUUCAUGGUUCCUGAUGCGAAGUACAAUGAGGCUUACAUUACUUUUAUAUUCUGUCACCCAGAGUGGAGGAGGAGUGGGAUUGGAAAAUUCAUGCUCUAUCAUCUCAUACAAACUUGUAUGGGUAAAGAUAUAACUCUGCACGUCUCAGCAACAAGCUCUGCUCUAUUUCUAUACCAGUUGUUCAGUUUUAAAAUUGAAGAACUAGUUCAUGAUUUUUAUGAUAAAUACCUGCCUGCAGAUUCUAAGGAAUGUAGACACGCACUCUUCUUGAGACUUCACUAUUAGUCAGAACACAAGAAUUUGUAUGCUGUUUUAUUUUAUCCUUAUGAUUUUCAAACAAAUUGGGUGAUAAAUUUUUCUUAAAUGAUGAAUAAAUUCAGGGAUCUGUCUGUAGAAAAUUUACUACCGUUUAGCGGCACUUUCAAGAAUUCAACUUUAGGUAAAACGUAGUUUUACAAAAUACUUAUCAGAAUCUGAAACUGUACCUCUUAAAAUUUUGUAAUAAUAAAUGGUAGGUCACAUUUCAACUCUCCCUCUAUAAACUUUACGGGAAAUUCAAACAUUAUUGUAAAUUCAUUCCAACAUACCUUUAUAUUUUUAUGAAAGAAUUUUUUCUCUCCGAGUGAGUCGAAAACGUCGUCGUGACGAAAAUAGCUUCGAGUGCUACCGUUAAAUGCAUGUUUUUGUUAAAUUAUAGUUGAAAUUUAACUAUGGACAAUGAUUGUUAAAUUUGGAUACAUUUUUUAAGCUCAAAAUUUUACAAUAGCAAAAUUGUUUUUUAAUAUAUGAGAAAAAAUGUAUGGUAAAAAUAUUUUCUAAAUUUACCAGAUAUUUGUAUUGAUUUUUUCAAAUAGUUUUAAAUUGUCACAAAAUAGGUACCUCUCAAAAAAAUCUUGACAGACCCCUGGAAUGAUUGUUUUAUCAAACAUUGAAAUACUAAAAAGAAAAGUAUUGUCUAACAUUUAAAAAGAAAAUUAAGUUCGAAAUAUUUCUUUUUUUUUAUUAAAAUAUAAUGAAUUUAAAUUCUUAUAUAAAAUUUUUUUUUAAUUAAAUAGAUCUUUUUCUGUGCUCUCCUCUUCAGUUUUUAAGACACUGUAUUAGAUUAUGACAUAUAUUUAUUUUUCUGUUGUUCAUAUUUCAUUACUUUUCUUAUAUUAUUUGUGUGCAAAUGUCCAAUGCUAAUUACAUGUCACCUGUUUUCAUUAUUCAGUUGGGUUGAGAGUUAUUGUUUUAAAAGGAUUAAAAUUUAUUGCCUGUGUAA